This is a messenger RNA of Poecilia latipinna (sailfin molly), 5059 nucleotides long. RefSeq names its product pleckstrin homology domain-containing family G member 3-like. The record is from RefSeq and is a predicted model, not a curated record. NCBI's taxonomy places the organism in Eukaryota, Metazoa, Chordata, Actinopteri, Cyprinodontiformes, Poeciliidae. Gene Ontology annotation, biological process: regulation of establishment of cell polarity. The transcript is spliced from 19 exons. Gene Ontology annotation, molecular function: small GTPase binding; guanyl-nucleotide exchange factor activity. Bases 320 to 4378 code for a protein of 1352 amino acids.
UGGAGUCACUCUGACUCAGUGCCAUGCUUUUCGCUGUCGUAAAGCGCUGUUUGAAUAUUUCCGGGAGGCAGUGAAAGCAGCAGCAGCAGCAAAGGCAGUUCCUUCGCAGUUCUUCAAAGAUGCGGCGGCGGUGUGUUUUAUACUCGGACCUGCUCUGGGAUGUUUGUCUUUGAGAGGCAUGUAUCACGUAAAAAGAAGAAACUCAGCCGAUUAUUUCGUGUAGAGAGUUAGCAGAGAGGAGAAACUUUAGCCAGGAGUUUUGAGUCGCUGGAAGAUAAAAAAAAAAAAACAAAGUUGGGGUAUUCGAGGCCUGCGUGCCAUGCCAGAGGGCUCCCAUUCUGCUCGCCACCAGGGCCAAAUGGGGGAAGAAUCUUCUCAGUUGUCAUCGCCCCUCUCCACCAGCGACCAUGUCAAGGAUAACAUAGAUUUUGGCCCAGACUACUACAGCCAGAUAUGCGUGGAGCCACUGGACGGAGAGGGCGAACGUCCCGUGAGCCUGGUGUCCACCUUGUCCUCUGGUUCGUCCGCUGAUAGUCAAAGCCUUUUUGGAAGUACGGCAGCACUUCCGUCCUCUAUCACAACUCCCCUAUCAAGCAAGGAACACAUAGACCUGGAACUGAGCCCAACACAAGGCACCAACGGGCAGGCUGGAAGUCAGAGUCCUCGCCUCAAAAGUUCUGGUGGCGGCUGGCGGCGGCAUCUGGAGGCCUGUGUGAUCAACAACCAGAGGAACAACAACGCCUCUGCCAGCAGACUGGCGAGGGGUAAAUUCCUUCACAUGACCGCUUCGCCUGUUGUCACAGACACUAUGGCGCCCAACCCAAAGCUUACCUAUGUGGACCGCGUUGUCAUGGAGAUUAUUGAGACGGAACGCAUGUACGUCACAGACCUUAGCAGCAUAGUGGAGGACUAUUUGGCACACAUUAUCGAUUUGAGAAAUCUCCCCAUCGGGCACGAGCAAGUGAUGGCCUUAUUCGGAAAUAUAGAGGACAUCUAUGAGUUCAACAGUGAACUGCUGCAAUGUUUGGACAUGUGUGAGAACGACCCUGUGGCUAUUGCUCACUGCUUUGUUAAUAAGAGUGAAUAUUUUGAAAUCUACACCAAAUAUUGCAACAAUUAUCCCAACUCAGUAGCAACAUUGACUGAAUGCAUGAGGAAUAAAACUUUAGCAAAGUUCUUCAGGGAUCGGCAGGCCGCUCUGAAACGCUCUCUCCCUUUGGGUUCUUACCUUCUGAAGCCAGUUCAGAGAAUCCUGAAGUAUCACCUACUUCUGCAGGAAAUUGCCAAGCACUAUGACCCAGAUGAAGAAGGCUAUGGGGUUAUUAAAGAGGCGAUCGACACCAUGACCGGAGUGGCCUGGUACAUUAACGACAUGAAGAGGAAACAUGAGCACGCCGUCAGAGUGCAGGAGAUACAAUCCCUGCUGAUCAACUGGAAGGGUGCCGACCUGACCACCUGCGGGGAGCUGGUGCUAGAGGGCACCUUUCCUGUUCUGAGGGCGAAGAACACCCGGACGCUGUUCUUGUUCGAAAAGAUGCUCCUCAUUACCAAGAAAAGAGGGGAACAUUACGUCUACAAGAUCCACAUCUCGUGUUCCACCCUGAUGCUGCUCGACAGCGCCAAGGAUCCCCUCCUCUUCAGUGUGAUCCAUUUCAAGCGUCCUAAGCAACCCCAUACAGUUCAGGCAAAGUCUGUGGAAGAGAAACGUCUGUGGGCUCAUCACAUUAAGAGGCUCAUUCUUGAGAAUCACAACACCAUCUUGCCACAGAAGGCAAAAGACGCCAGUGUGGACAACUGCAACUAUUCUGGGAAGUGUCAGCGUAGUCCGGAGAGGAGGAUGAAAGCAGAGUGCUUCCAGAGUGAUAGCUUCCAUCGCGGAGUACGGAAUGGGAGGAGAAGAUCUGAACCAAUUAAAGAAAUCAUAAAGAGCACCAACGCUGUUUUGAAGCAUGCAGACAGUGAAGGCACACUGCUGGGGGAUAGGAGCUCCCUGCAGCCAGCUGCUAGUGUCAGCACACUGACCUCCUGUCUAGGCGAGCCCCGGGGUGAGAGGCCGUGUGUGGAGGAUCUGAGCAACUCUCUGGAGCAGCUAAAUGCAGCUGACAGUGACUCUUCACCCAGAGAAAGAGAGGUGGGGCUGGAGCAGGAGAAGGCAAUAGAGGAGGAGGAGGAGCAGGAGGAGGAGGAAGGGGAGAGUUGCAAGGACGAUGUGCUGAUGGGAGACGACCAGGUAGCCGACUUUGCCAGCUCGGUGCUGGCAGCCAUCUCCUGCUGGCACUAUAGAGCCAGGGCUUUGCUUUCUACUCACUUCACAACGGAUGAUCAGAAUGAGGACGCUGCUGAACUAAAAGCUGCACUGAUAGAGGAGGCUGAAACCUGCACAGGGGAGGAAAACACCGACAAUGUGUCUGUGAAACAAACUCUCAGCGCUCAGGAGCCGUGUCGUCUAGACCGUGUCCCACAAGCAGAACCAAUCAACCAGCUGGAGGUGGAGAACUUCCACUGCCACAAGUCUACCAUGUUUUCCUCCGAGCAACAAACUGAGACCCCAGAAUCCUUGGAUACUUCCAGGGAAACAGCAGGAGAAGAAGAGGGAGAGAGCGACUCUUCUGGUCUACAGGUGGAGGAGAUGAGUGUACUAACGAACGGUGACCUCUCUGAGGAGGAAGAGGAGGUGCUUUCAGAUAAUAAGAGCAGUUUGCCUUCCUCCGUGUUGGACCAAUUGACCGCUGAGCAAUUCAUCAGCAGUUUGUCACGACGGAGCAGUCUGGUUUCUGAGGACUUGAGUUUAGAUAAAGAUCCCUUUCAAAGCCUCUCGGCCUGUAUGGACGUGGAGAAACGGAUGGAGAAAAUGUCGGACAGCUCUUCACCAGAACCACACACCUCCUCAAAGGCCGACCUGUCGGGUCCUGAGCCUGGACCGAGUGAAGGAGAACGCAGGUCCACUCUCUCCAAAAAGGAUCAAAUUCUCAUCCAUAAAAUCAGGCAAUACUAUGAGCAUGCUGAGCACCAAGACGCUAACUUCAGCCUCAAGCGCAGGGAGAGUUUGUCCUUCAUCCCCGACGGCCUGGUGAGACAGCUGAGCCGACAGCUGAAUGACGUUCCAAAGGAGAAGGCCGGUCCAGCCUAUAGGAAAGGGCUCUGUAGAAACAGACCCACUUCUUGGUCCGUGUUCGACCUUCCUGGGUUAGAAAAGGGUAAGACGAGUGAACCUCAAAGCUCAGCUGAGGUCAAGGUUCGGUCUAAUAGCGUCACGGAAUCAUUUACUGCAGAGGAAGAGUUCAGGCCUUCGUCUGAAAUGCUGAAGGUUUGGGAAGUUAUGGAAACUGAGGAGGAGAUUCAGGAAGUGAAGCAGGAGGCAGAUGAGAAAGUUGACACCCAAAGAGUUGAGAUCAGCUUGGAUACUAUGGAGGUCAAAAACAGUAAUCAACCACCAGUGAUAGAAGAAGAGCCUGAAAUGUGCUCUGCUGCAGACUCUUGCUCCGUGUCUUCGCCUACGGCCGGUUCCUCCACAGCGGAGCAGGGUUCUGCUCAGCUCUCAGAGCCGUGUUCGUCCCCAGCAUUUCAAGAGAACGACAGCUGCCACCCCAGCCAUUUACCCAAGAGCAUCAGCUUCCAAACCACCAUAGACGAAGACCAGAUCCUGCACGACAUGGGGAAGAUGAGAAACAAGGUGUUCCAGCUGGCUCGUCAGUACAGCCAGCGCAUUAAAAACAAUCGGCCAGUAGUGUGGCAGAGGAGCCGACAGGCUGCACACCAGGAGGGUCUCCGGAGUGCAGCUGCUGUCCACCAGGAGAAGCUGAGAAAAACUGGUAAGCCUAACUUAAGGUUGACCAUGAAUGUUUGUGAACAGGAAGUCAUUCGCGAAGUUUGUUCUCCAAAUUUGGACCAGACACUGUCUUCUCCCGCAAGCUCCCAGGGCACGGCCCCACACAGCCCUCAGUCUGAGGCUUUCCACUGGCCUCACGUCCAGGAGCUGCGUUCAAAAUACACGGACACCUCGCACUCUCUAAGAACACACUGCGUCUGCACAGGACCAGAUGGGGUAAAGUACAGAAGCUCGUCAGACCUCCAUGCAGCUCCGACAGACUGCUGUAAGAAGUGUCUCCAGGUAGAGGACUGGCCUCAGCAAAAGAAGCGCUCCCUGCUGUGCAGGUGGAGCUCCUUAGACCACAUGCUGGGCUCUGUCCCUCUGCACGAAGUUCAGAACCUUCAAGAACCUUCGCGGACUCGUUUACCGUGCCACAGAAUCCAAGGUGAGGAUGGGCUCCUCCAGGAAGUUCGCAACAGCACAAAGUCACUGACUUCUGGGAAGUCCUCGGAAAGCAACCUUGUGAGGAGUUUACGGGAGAAGUUCCAGAGCUUAAGUACAAGCUAAACAGUGUGCACUGUGUAUAUUCAACAUAAACCUGGGAGUUAGACGAUGCUUUCUAUGUUUGCUCUGCAUGUUUCUCCCUCAAAAACUCCGUGCAUGAGGUUUCUUGUACAGGGGACAAGGUGCAAUAAUUUUAGCACCAGUGUAACAUUAAAGGGAUGGUAUGGGCAUGCCACCUUUAAAACAGUAAGAUGCACAUUUUAACUGUGUUUGUUUACACGUUACAGUUUUGUGUGAACAUAUAAAUGGAUAUAUAGUUUCCUGUAUCAAAAAAAAAAAGAUAUGUUGCCUACUGUUGGCUGCUAUAGUCAUUAAUAUUAACUCUGCAAACUAUCAGUGCAGAGUUUCUGAGAGCGACAGCUAAUAGCGCUCGAUUGCCAGUAAAGUCUUACUUCAGACACCAAAGACGGUUAGAUUUUAGUCUUUGUUGUGCUUUGAUGCACAGGGACAGCAAAAUAUGCUUCCACGUUUUCCUGAGCUGCUUGUUAAAACAGUUGUGCACAUCACUGGAGCUUUAUAAUUUUUUUUUUUAUCAGCAACAUGUUUAUUUUCAUGAAAGUUAUUUAUAUGUCUGUAUAUUGGGAUAGUUUUGACCAUGUGUAAAUUCCAGAUACUCAGAAACCUGUUUUUGGUUAUGUACAGCUGCCCAUAUUUUCAAUAAAAACAGAAAUGCUAAGGCUGCAA